Molecule: messenger RNA, 2514 nt
Organism: Sesamum indicum (sesame)
Lineage: Eukaryota; Viridiplantae; Streptophyta; Magnoliopsida; Lamiales; Pedaliaceae
Product: protein LNK1
Biological process (GO): circadian rhythm; regulation of DNA-templated transcription
Source: RefSeq, a predicted model, not a curated record
AACUUUCUCCGUUGUGUGCUCUCUCUCUCUCUAGAACCUCCUAGAUUUGGUGAUUGGAAGAAUCGGAGUUAGGGUUUAUUGGACUGGUUUUGAGGAGUGAGGAUUCCGCUGUAGGGGAGUUUGAUUGAUUUUCCGGAUCCUGAAUUGAGGUCAAGGAAGAAUUUGGUACGAAAUAUGAAGAGAACUGCAUACAGUUUGAGUUCAGGCUGAGUGCUUCGAGAAAUGUCAGACUUGUGCAUGUAUAAUUUUGAAGGUAUAGCUUGGGAUGAAUUUUGCUUUAGUGGUGACCAUAUAGUGCCACAUCCUGGUUCUAAAAGGCUUGAUGAACAUUUCAUUCUGGGAGAAAGCCACAAGAAACCCCGACGUGAAUUAACUAGUAGUUCUGAUUACAGUGGAGAUAGAUCUGUUGAGGGAUAUGUGGACCAGGGGAGAGAACAAGGGGGAUUUUCAAGUCUGAGUAAAAGAAGAAACAGUAUGCUGGAAAAAGAUUCAUGGCCCCUACCAAAAAAUCGUGCAUUUACUUCUGAAUCUGACAGCGACCCAGCAGAAGCAUCAAGUUUAACUUCUGCUAAUUCCAUGCCGUCGAGUCGUAGCUUAAAGAUCAAUAGUGCAGGCUUUGAUGUCUGUGGCCACAAUAGCAUUCUUGGUGACAAGACCUCCAUAGUUGAUAACAACUCUUUUAGUUAUCCACUUGGUGGCAUAAAUCAGAACGGCUGUGAUCUCAAUUUCUUUGAAAAUGCUGAGAACAAAGAUUCUAGUGAAUUCCUGUGUUAUGGUUGGCCUGAAAUAGGGAACUUUGAAGAUGUUGACAGGAUGUUUAGAAGUUGUGAUUCAACAUUUGGUCUUGGGGUCAGUAAAGAAGAUGAGUUGGGUUGGCUAUCAUCAACAGAUGAUCUAGGAGGGUGCGGAGACUUGCUGAAGUUAGAUGUUAAGUUUCCAUGUCCAGAGCCAAAUGUAAUGGAAAAGAUCUCAGAAAACCAUGACUCCUCGAAGGUCUAUUCUACAAAUGAUUCUGCUAUGACUACACCCAUUGGAUACAAGAACAGUUCUUCGAACUCAGCGAAAACUGAUUCCUAUACGUCUUUUGUAAUUGAACCUGCUCCACUUGAUAGAAAAGAUGGAUUUAUCCCUCACAGGCAGGGAGGAGCUAAUGGAAAAAUUCAGCCAGCAAUUUCGAUUAACAGCCCCUCAAGAACUGGUGGUGCUUCAAUGAAUAAUAUGCAAACAAAGCAAAUCAAUCUACAGAACCACUCUGGGGCAAGAAGCAACGAAGGUUAUCUUGCAAAUGGCACUUUCAGUCAUAUAAGUGGUCUAGCAAAUGAAGUAAUGCAGCUUCCUUCUCACCAGGCUUUCCGAUCUGUUCAUUUGGAACAGCAACAAGAUGCUCCUUUUCCUGAUUCUUGUAAUUAUUUACAGAAUCCUAUCUCUUAUGUGUGUUCAGAUAACAGUCAUUUAUCUGAUCCAGCUUCAGUAAAUGUUAAACCAUCAUCUGUCAAAUCUGAAACUAAUGGCUUAACAUCUGUUUUGCCAAGAGACUCAUCCCAUACAACCCCGCAAGUGCAGUGUACCGAGAGUUUCCGUGACCCACCUUUUGAGGUCUCUGCUCUAGCAACAUGUGAACAAGGAGAACGACAACAUAGUUGUCAAAGUAGUCGAUCUCUAAUGGACAGCGGCCUAGAAAAUGGAAAUGUGACACUGCAGGCCUCCAUGUUCAAUCCUUUUUCAGUGGGUAAAUAUGAGAAUCAUAGUGAUCCAGAAGGAGGCAGCUCAGGGACUCCAGCAGAAUUAGGUUCCUUAAACAUACAAGAACGAGCGGCAUUGGAUGAUAUUUCACUAGAAGCAGCUACUUUUCGCCAGCUUCAGCUUGUUAUGGAGCGGUUGGAUUUGAGAACAAAGUUAUGCAUAAGGGACAGUUUGUACCGUUUGGCUCAGAGUGCUGAACAAAGACAUAACCAUGCAAACCUGCAUGCUGGUUGUGGAGAUAAAAGAGAUGCCACAAAUGAAGCCUCUGUGGCUGAAGGAACGGACAAGUGCACCGGUUUCAUGGAUAUGGAAACAAAUACAAAUCCUAUAGAUCGUUCAAUCGCACACUUAUUGUUUCACAGGCCUUCAGGUCAAUCUAACCCACCUCCCCAUGAUUCAUCUCGUUCCAAGUCAUCUAGUGCGGUUCAUGGGUCUGUUGCUAGUCCACCUGUAUGGGCUGAGAAUUUGGUAGGCAAAGAAACCUUUUUUGAAGUAGAGAAGGUCUCUUGAUCGGUUGAUUGCUUGUACUACAGUGAUCGAGAGAAUAUUGCUUCAGCAGAGUGAAAUUGCCAUGCACCAUGUACAGAAAUGCUCUCCAGCAUAAAAGACAGAUUAUCUCAUAUUUCUUAUGUCAUAUUUUAGUUUUUCUUGUUUUUAAUCUACUUUCGUGCCCUUUGUAACAGUUUGAUAAGUUAUUCCAUUUUCUGGAGAAUGAAUUUUUCUGAUGUUGCCAUCUCUAAGUUCACUAUUCUGUACCUGCUGGUGUGAUCU